AAAAAUAACGAAAAUUCCAUUAGAAAAUAAAGUGCCCCAAAUCAGUGGUUAAUGGACUUAUCUUCCGUGGAAAAUAGGAUCAAUAUACUUCAUUAUCGGUGGAGAAUAGCCUCAGCCAAAUUCCGUGAUCUGCAGCCUCCAGAAUCGAAAGAAAACAAUAUUUCGGAAAAAUCGCCCUAAAUCUAUGAUGGUACCCUUUUGGAAUCUUCCAAAAAUUGACCCAGAAUAAAUCCUCCCAAAUCGGCACUAAAUGGACAUAAUCAUCAUUGAAGAAUAGCUUCAGGCCGAAUCCGUGAUCUGUAGCCUACCAAAUCCAAAGAAAAUGUCAUUUCGUCGACCAAAAAAUUACGAAAAUGCCAUCCGAAAAUAAAUUCGCCCAAAUCGGUGCUUAAUGGACUUAUCAUCCAUGGAGAAUAGGAUCAAUAGACUUCAUUAUCGGUGGAGAAUAGCCACGGCGCUGAUUCUAUGAUCUGCAGCCUCCAGAAUCGAAAGAAAAUGACAUUUCGGAAAAAUCGCCCGAAACCUGUUAUGGUACACCUUUGGAAUCUGCAAAGAUUGACUCGGAAUUAAUCGGCCCAAAUUGGCGCUUAAUGGGCUUAAUCAUAGUUGAAGAAUAGCCUUAUGCCGAAUCCGUGAUUUGUAGCAUUCAAAAUCCAAAGAAAUGGCCUUUCGUCGCCCAAAAAAUUACGAAAAUUCCAUCCCAAAAUAAAUUGUCCCAAAUCGGUGCUUAAUGGACUUAUCAUCCGUGGUGAAUAGGAUCAAUAUACUUCAUUAUCAGUGGAGAAUAGCCUCGGCCUGAUUUCGUGAUCUGCAGCCUCCAGAAUCGAAAGAAAAUGGCAUUUCGGAAAAAUCGCCCUAAAUCUGUGAUGGUACCCUUUGGAAUCUGCCAAAAAUUGACCCGGAGUAAAUCCUCCCACAUCGGCGCUUAAUGGACAUAAUCAUAGUUGAAGAAUAGCUUCAGGCCGAAUCUGUGAUCUGUAGCCUUCCAAAUCCAAAGAAAAUGGCCUUUCGUCGACAAAAAAAUUACGAAAAUGCCAUCCGAGAAUAAAUUGGCCAAAAUUGGUGCUUAAUGGACUUAUCUUCCGUGGAGAAUAGGAUCGAUAGACUUUAUUAUCGGUGGAGAAUAGCCCCGGUCGGAUUCCGUGAUCUGCAACCUCCAGAAUCAAAAUAAUGACAUUUAGGAAAAAUCACCUGAAAUCUGUGAUGGUACCCCUUUGGAAUCUGCCAAAAACUGACUCAAAAUAAAUCUGCUCAAAUGGGCGCUUAAUGGACAUAAUAAUCAUUGAAGAAUAGCCUCAGGCCGAAUAUGUGAUCUGUAGCCUUCAAAAUCCAAAGAAAAUGGCUUUUCGUCUACCAAAAAAUUACGAAAAUGCCAUCCCAAAAUCAAUUGUCCCAAAUUGGUGCCUAAUGGACUUAUCAUCUGUGGAGAAUAGAAUAAAUAGACUUCAUUAUCGAUAGAGAAUAGCCUCAGCAUGAUUCCGCGAUCUGCAGCCUCCAGAAUCGAAAGAAAAAGUUUUUUGGAAAAACCACCCGAAAUAUGUGAUGGUACCCCUUUGAAAUCUUCCAAAAAUUGACCCGGAAUAAAUCCGCCCAAAUCGGCGCUUAAUGGACUUAAUCAUCGUUGAAAAAUAACUUCAGGCCGAAUCCGUGAUUUGUAGUCUUCAAAAUCCAAAGAAAAUGGCCUUUCGUCGUCCAAAAAAUAACGAAAAUGCUACCCGAAAAUAAAUUGGUCCAAAUCGGUGCUUAAUGGACUUACCAUCCGUGGAGAAUAGGAUAAAUAGACUUCAUUAUCGGUGGAGAAUAGACUAGGCCUAAUUCCGUAAUCUGCAACCUCCAAAAUUGAAAGAAAUGACAUUUCUGAAAAAUCGCCCUAAAUCUGUGAUGGUACCCCUUUUGGAGUCUGCCAAAAAUUGACCCAGAAUAAAUCCGUCCAAAUCGGCGCUUAAUGGACUUAAUCAUCGUUGAAAAUAGCCUCAAGCCGAAUCCGUGAUCUGUAGCCUUAUAAAAAGAAGAUGGCCUUUCCUCGCCCAAAAAAUAACGAAAAUUCCAUCAGAAAUUAAAGUGCCCCAAUCAGUGGUUAAUGGACUUAUCUUGCGUGGAGAAUAGGAUCAAUAUACUUCAUUAUCGGUGGAGAAUAGCCUCGGCCAAAUUACGUGAUCUGCAGCCUCCAGAAUCGAAAGAAAAUAAUAUUUCGGAAAAAUCGCCUUAAAUCUGUGAUGGUACCCCUUUGGAAUCUUCCAAAAAUUGACCCGGAAUAAAUCCUCCCUAAUCGGCGCUAAAUGGAUAUAAUCAUCAUUAAAGAAUAGCUUCAGGCCUAAUCCGUGAUCCGUAGCAUACCAAAUCCAAAGAAAAUGUCAUUUCGUUGCCCAAAAAAUUACAAAAAUGUCAUCCGAAAAUAAAUUGUCCCAAAUCGGUGCUUAAUGGACUCAUCAGCCGUGGAGAAUAAGGUCAAUAGAUUUCAUUAUCGGUGGAGAAUAGCCACGGCCUGAUUCUAGGAUCUGCAGCCUCCAGAAUCAAAAGAAAAUGACAUUUCGCAAAAAUUGCCUGAAAUCUGUGAUGGUACACCUUUGGAAUCUGCAAAAAUUGACUCGGAAUAAAUCGGCCCAAAUCGGCGCUUAAUGGACUUAAUCAUCGUUGAAGAAUAGCUUCAGGCCGAAUCCGUGAUCUGUAGCAUUCAAAAUCCAAAGAAAAUGGCCUUUCGUCGCCCAAAAAAUUACGAAAAUGCCAUUUUAAAAUAAAUCGGCACAAAUCGGUGCUUAAUGGACUUAUCAUCCGUGGAGAAAAGGAUCGAUAGACUUUAUUAUCGGUGGAGAAUAGCCCCGGCCUGAUUCCGUGAUCUGCAACCUCCAGAAAUAAUGACAUUUAGGAAAAAUCACCCGAAAUCUGUGAUGGUACACCUUUGGAAUCUGCCAAAAACAGACUCAAAAUAAAUCUGCCCAAAUGGGCGCUUAAUGGACAUAAUAAUCAUUGAAGAAUUGCCUCAGGCCGAAUCUGUGAUUUGUAGCCUUCAAAAUCCAAAGAAAAUGGCUUUUCGUCGACCAAAAAAUUAUGAAAAUGCCAUCCAAAAAUCAAGUGUCCCAAAUUGGUGCCUAAUGGACUUAUCAUCCGUGGAGAAUAGAAUCAAUAGACUUCAUUAUCAGUAGAGAAUAGCCUCAGCCUGAUUCCGCGAUCUGCAGCCUAACGUCAUGCCAUAUAAGUUGUAUAAAAUGCUAGACCUAGGUGAACUUAGCCCCACUAGGAUGAGCAUUCAGCUAGCUGAUCGUUCUAUCGUGCAUCCUAGGGGUAUCAUUGAGGAUCUGCUUGUUAAAGUAGGUACAUUCACAUAUCCUGUUGAUUUUGUUAUUCUUGAUGUGCAUGAGGAUGUGGAUGUGCCUUUGAUUCUAGGUAGGCCAUUUCUUGCCACCGCCAAGGCACUUAUUGAUGUGCAUGAUGGAAAAUUGAUCUUGCGUGCUGGGAAUGAACAUGCUACUUUUUCUGUGACUGAGUUUGAUCACUGUGCUAUGAUUGCUGUCACGCCUGUGCAUGCUAUGUCUGAUCAGGUACACGAGCCUGUCGUGUACCCUUCUGCACCUCCUAUUUUGCAGGACCCUCCUAUCAUUCCUUCGCCGCCACUCCAUCCAGCCUCGCCUCCGAACAAAAAGCUCAAGGAGGAGUGGCGGCCGAAGCAGCAGGUUGCUAAGCCUGCACGGAAGAAGAGUGGAGACCACUAUGAGCUGGUCCCACCUCCUGCACCACGACCACCCUGGCCGUCUGGGUACUCGCUCUCCUGCAUCUUGCCAGAUGGGCAGGUCGAGCUGACUGAUGAGGGUGGUCGCAUCCGUCGGGUGCAAGGCCACAACCUGAAGCUGUACCUCAAGAGCGACGUGGAUCCGCUCUUGGAGGCACCUGUUCCUGCACUGCCCUGAGUAUCCACCAUGGGCGUCCAGCUACUACGACGGUAAAGAAGCGCUUGUGGGGAGGCAACCCCACCACGGUUUGAUUUUCUUUCUUGUGUUUUGAGUCGGAUUGUAAACCAGUCGGUUUUGGUUUGUUUUCUUUUGUUCUGGAUGAUGUCUUAUUGGGCUGACAUUGGACCUAACAUACUGUGUUUGAGCUCUUCUGUUCCUCUUUAGCUGUGCUUGCCCCGACUGGCCCGUUUCCAGUCUCCUGUAGCCCGUGCAUACCGGUAACAUCUUUCCCUUUCCCUUCCCUCUUCUCCAUUGAGGGCAAUGUCGAUCUUAAGUGUGGGGGGAUGUUUAUCUUUUGGCUGCAUUAGAUCUGUUUGUGUGCUUGGAGCCUAGUCCACUGUCCAAAUUUUUAAAUUUGAGGGCUCCAAGUACGUUUUUCCAUGCAAUUGCCUGCUCAGUAUGCUUUGAAUUGACAGUCUUUAUAGUAAUAUGCAACCUAGGGAGGUAGUGUAGCACUAUGGAGGAUGUUGAUGCAUUUAAGAAGUCUCAUUUCUUCUUCAUAUUGUGUUGGUGGAUUGAGUGAAUUAGUGAUCUUAGGACCCUUGAAUUGUGUGGUGUUGUGGAUUCUCUACCUGUCAUGGACUCUUGUAUCAUGUUUUGAGUUUAACAGGUGCUCGAAAAUGUGCUUCAAAAUAACGUCUCCCAUGCGAAUAGGGCGAAAGUGUGUAAGGGGAGACGGGAAUCCGUUCCCAAUUUCCACCUACUACCCCCAGCCCCCUUACAUGUCUUUCCCCCGCACGAGGCUCGAGACACCCGCUCCUGGCAUGGCCGAUAAGAGCAGGUUGGGACCCUUGAAAAGAAAAGAAAAGAAAAAUAAUAGAAAACAAGCAAAACAGAAAAAAGGGGUUCCAACCAUCUUCAAGAAGAAAAUAGAGCACCUUGAAAAAUGUGAGUCCAUGAUCCUUUGUUUUUUAGAAUCUCUUCAUCCACAAUUCAUUUGUCCUCUGUUCACUGUUUGCCAUGAUGCCGACUCGAUAAGAAGCUUUGAGAUGACUUGUGCGUCGGUUGACCUCGUAAGCUGCUAAAUGAUCUAGGAAGUCCUCUACCUACGAUCUGGGUUGUUUGUUGCUAUAGAGGUCUGGAGAGUUGCAUUGGUUUGAGUUAGGUUUGCUUGGGGACAAGCAAACGGUUAAGUGUGGGGGAGUUUGAUAGACCGUUAGUUACACAUGUUUUCACCCCUGUUCUUACACCGUUUGAGAGGUGGUUUCUCGUGUUUUAGACCGAUUUCACGCUAGGUUGUGCUUGUUUGUGAUAUUUCAGGUCCUGGCAAGUGAAUGAAGGUUUAGGAGCGAGUUCGGGGUCGAUUGGGUGAAGAUCGGGCGCGAGACAAGUCACAAAGGAGGUCACACGGGCUGCCCUGAUGUUCACACGGCCGUGUGAAGUAAUGGCCUGGCCGUGCGAGUUUUUCCGAGAGCACACACGGGCAGAGCAGAGGAUCGACACGGCCGUGCAAGUGGCCGGGUUGGCUGUGCCACAUUCUGCGAGAGCAAACACAGGCAAGAGGGGAUGUCCACACGGCCGUGCCAUUCUGGCCGUGCAAAGAGCCUGGAAUUCGAACUAAAUGAAACGAUGCGUUUUGA
This is a messenger RNA of Linum trigynum, 5527 nucleotides long. Lineage: Eukaryota; Viridiplantae; Streptophyta; Magnoliopsida; Malpighiales; Linaceae. The record is from the annotation of a GenBank genome assembly.